This is a messenger RNA of Scutellospora calospora, 423 nucleotides long. The record is from the annotation of a GenBank genome assembly. Lineage: Eukaryota; Fungi; Glomeromycota; Glomeromycetes; Diversisporales; Gigasporaceae.
AUGCCUUUUUAUUUAAAUAGGUCUGACACGAAAGAAAAACAUUAUAAGAUUGUUGACAAAAAACAUACUUACUCAUCCAAAAGAGAGUUGGUGGAAUCUCAUGGUUUAAUCACAUCUACAAGCGCAGAUGUAAUUCCACUUUCAUUUUUAAAGCAAAUAUUUGAAGCAAAUUAUACAGAGGUACAUGAAUUAAGAGAGAAACAAAUGAAAGAUGAAGCCGAACUGCUUAAACUUCGAAGAGUUUAUAACAUUAGAUCAACUUUGGCAGAAUUUGAACAACAAUUUACAAAAUGCCUGGAAAAGACGUGUGAGAUGAAUAAUGAGAAUUUAAAAGCAGUGGAGAAAUGUAUUGGUAGCUUGUAUUAUACUUCAUCAAAAGCACUUCAUGGCCAUGACGAAAUUGUGGUUUGUGAAAAAGAUUGA